CGUGCACCAUGAAACUCCACCGGCCGCUGCACGUCUGCGCGUACCUGUUCGGCGUGUUUCCGGCGGCGCGGACUCCGGGCCCGCCACCCCGACGUUUCCGCGUCCACUGGCCGGGCGUGGCGCUCAAGGCGUUCCACACGGCGCUCUACUGGCUGGUGUCGCUGGUCGUCAGCGUCGUGUCCAUCCGGAACCUGAAGAACUACCAGAAGAUGGCCAAGAAGCUGCUGGCCACCCGGGUGCUGGACAUCGAAGAGCUGUUCGUGUACAUGAUGUUCGCCGGGAUCGCGGCCACCGCCGCGUGCCAGGCCCACAUGCUGUGGCCAUCCGUCGUCCGUGCCACCAACGAGUGCUUCUUCGACCUGUGUCAGCUGAACCACGUCACCGGUGUCUGGCAGCACUUCUCUGCGUACGCCGUCGUGCUAUUCGUCGCCUACGAGUUCGCCAUGUACUUCGUCUUAAUCACGUACAAGUUCCCGUUCCCUUUGGCCAAACUGAUCUGUUUGUUCCCGCCGCUGUCCAACAUCACGUGCGUCGUCGUCGAGCAGUUCUUUUACUUGAUGUGUGUGUCGCUGUAUCUUCGGCUACGUGCACUGCAUAACGACAUCGAGACGCUAGUGCGCAAGGCCGAGCACCCGCGAUGGAGAUGCUGGGCGUCUGUGGCCACGGGUGGCGGCGGUGGAAGACCCGCGGCCGGCCGGAUGGGGAUACCAGCGUUCAGCGCGUCCGAUAUACGCGACCUGCGGGCCGUGCACCGCGCGUGCAUGGAACUGUUCGCCCGCAUCAACCGUCUGUUCCAGUUGCCGCUGUCACUAUGCAUGUUCGACUGUGUGUUCCGCAUCAUCGUAUAUAUGUACGGCAUCGCGUUCGACGUGACCAUCGUCAUAUGGGAGAAGAAGAAGCACGUAAACUACGCGAACACCGCCAUGUGGUCGGGUUACUGCGUCAUUCGGAUCAUCCGGCUAUGGUACCUGUACCUGUGCGAACAUUACGUGACCAAAAAGAUUUUACCAAUUCGUUUGUCACUUAGCUGGCUUUCGUUGGUUCUAAAUCCCGUUACAAGCCGGAGACUGAUGCCCGAGAUAAUUCUAUUUCAACAUCAACUUGAUACCAUCAAGUCCAAGUUUGAAUUAUUUGGCAUUUUAAACAUCAAUAUGACGUUAUUUUAUGCUGGAUUUGGCACUACAUUGGCGUAUUUAGCGCUUUUACUGCAGUUUUUCGCGUUUAAUCAGAUUUCAAUGGCAUCUAUUACCACAAACAAUGCAACAAACGCUGACCAAUAAUUUAUUAUUAUUGAUCUGUGGUUCACGACAAAAGGAGAAAAUAAUGGCAACUCUAGAUUAACUAAACAAAAAACAGCUUCAAUGGAUCAUCGUUAUAAUAUUGCAUAGUAUGAUGUACAAAUAGAGGGACGCAAUUAUUUAUUAAGCUACCAGCUACUGAAUAAUACUAAAUUGAUUGAUAAUAAUAUGAAAUUUAAACUAAUGAUAGGAAAAAAUAUAAUAUAUGAGAUGAUACAAUUAGUUUAUCAUUAUAAUUAUUACAAUUGUUAACAGUUAAGUACAGAAAAUGAAUGCAAAAUAAUUAUUGUAUUAAUCAACUAUUGUAGUAAAUAGUUAGACUCGGAAUCAUUAUUCAUAUCACAAGAUUACA
Messenger RNA from Metopolophium dirhodum (rose-grain aphid), 1650 nucleotides. RefSeq lists its product as uncharacterized. The record is from RefSeq and is a predicted model, not a curated record. Gene Ontology annotation, cellular component: dendrite; neuronal cell body; axon. Gene Ontology annotation, biological process: sensory perception of taste. The coding region runs from base 9 to 1280 and encodes 423 amino acids. Lineage: Eukaryota; Metazoa; Arthropoda; Insecta; Hemiptera; Aphididae. The transcript has 6 exons.